This is a messenger RNA of Hipposideros armiger (great roundleaf bat), 2377 nucleotides long. It is a transcript of the gene BCS1L, whose product is annotated as BCS1 ubiquinol-cytochrome c reductase complex chaperone. Lineage: Eukaryota; Metazoa; Chordata; Mammalia; Chiroptera; Hipposideridae. Gene Ontology annotation, molecular function: ATP binding; ATP hydrolysis activity. Bases 1060 to 2319 code for a protein of 419 amino acids. The record is from RefSeq and is a predicted model, not a curated record. The transcript has 8 exons.
GGUAAGGGGCGGAGUGACAGGUUACUCCAAACCACGUUGCUAGAGGCGCAAGCUGGGGUGUGGAGGGUGUUCGGAAGGGGGCUUCUGGGCGUGCAACAAGGACCCGAAACGGAUAAGGCUUUGUCUGUGGCCUACCAUGCAUAGGUAUUUUGGAAUUCUGGAUCCAACUCUGAGCCUCAGCGGAGGUCACUGCUGUCAGUUCACCGCCCCGCGUGCCAGGAGCCGAGCGAAGUGGCAGGGGGUCGGGGAGGAGUACUAGAAACGAUUUGGUUUCCUACCCUUCGGGAUCUUAUAGUCUAGAAUUAGACCCGGUCACGUUUUAUUGCGGAGAAUUCUGAAAAAUCACCAUGGAGAAAGUAGCAGAUGGGGAGGACUUCAGUUGGAGAGAAAUUAGAAUGGGCUUUCACGUUGAGAGAACUGCUUGAGCCAGGAGAUGGGAAGUGGUUUGCAUAUUUGUUCAACAGGGCAUGUUUUAGGAGCUAAGCCAUGAAAGGCAGGUGGGCGCUUUGUUGUGGAGGGCUUUGCGUAGCAGGCAGAGGAGGUUUUGUUUUGUUUUGUUUUUUAACUUAAUUCAGAGGUCUGUUGAGAAGUGUUGGAGCAGGGAUAGUAAUUAAAGCCAAUCUUUAUGAAGGAAGAACUGGGGCCCUGUAUAGCAGUUAGGUGAAACGGGUGGAGACCCAUUAAGAUGCCAUUGCAAGAACUAAAAUUAAUUUUAAAGAGACUUUAGAUGGGAGGUAAUAAAGAGCUAAACAGGACAUUAGAAAUUGAGCAUGUAAAGGAGAGGAUAUUUGAAGGACGUCACUCAUGGUAACAAGGCGUGGGGUUACUGACAGGUCAGUGGAAGAUAAUGGCUUUCAUCCCCUGCUAACUCUGGCCAGUGGGCCCCUUUCUAUCUCAGCUGGUCCCAUGGACCACAACAAUUCUUUCUGUUAUCCUGUUGUGAAGCUGGUUACAUUGUUCUCUCAGGAGUAAGGAAUCUCCAGACAUAGUCCUCUUUCAGGAAACAGAGGUUUUGAAAGUGCUUUAGGGCCUGUAAGGUCCAGCAGUUUCCCUUUCAAGAUGCCUCUCUCAGAUUUUAUUCUGGCCCUGAAGGACAAUCCCUACUUUGGGGCUGGAUUUGGACUGGUGGGUGUGGGCACAGCCCUGGCCCUGGCCCGGAAGGGUGCACAGCUGGGCCUGCUGGCAUUCCGGCGCCAUUACAUGAUCACACUGGAAGUCCCUGCUCGAGACAGGAGCUAUGCCUGGUUGCUUAGCUGGCUCACCCGCCACAGUACCCGUACUCAGCACCUCAGUGUCGAGACCUCAUAUCUUCAGCAUGAGAGUGGCCGCAUCUCCACUAAGUUUGAAUUUGUCCCCAGCCCUGGAAACCACUUUAUCUGGUAUCAGGGGAAAUGGAUCCGAGUGGAACGAAGCCGAGAGAUGCAGAUGAUAGACCUGCAGACGGGGACUCCUUGGGAAUCUGUCACCUUCACAGCUCUGGGCACUGACCGCAAGGUUUUCUUCAACAUCUUGGAGGAAGCUCGAGAGCUAGCCUUGCAGCAGGAGGAAGGGAAGACAGUGAUGUACACAGCCAUGGGCUCUGAAUGGCGCCCCUUUGGCUAUCCACGCCGGCGGCGGCCUCUGAAUUCUGUGGUUCUACAACAGGGUUUGGCUGAGCGAAUUGUCAAAGACAUCCGGGAAUUCAUCGAUAACCCCAAGUGGUAUACUGACAGAGGCAUUCCUUACAGACGUGGCUACCUGCUUUACGGACCCCCUGGCUGUGGAAAGAGCAGUUUUAUCACAGCCCUGGCUGGGGAACUGGAGCACAGCAUCUGUUUGCUGAGUCUCACAGACUCCAGCCUCUCUGAUGACCGGCUCAACUACCUGCUGAGUGUAGCCCCUCAACAGAGCCUGGUGCUCUUAGAAGACGUGGAUGCUGCCUUUCUCAGUCGAGACCUGGCUGCAGAGAACCCAGUAAAGUACCAAGGUCUAGGUCGUCUCACCUUCAGUGGACUGCUCAAUGCCUUGGAUGGCGUGGCUUCCACUGAGGCCCGCAUUGUGUUCAUGACCACCAACCAUGUUGACAGACUGGACCCUGCCCUGAUACGCCCAGGACGAAUAGACCUGAAGGAGUAUGUGGGCUACUGCUCACACUGGCAGCUGACCCAGAUGUUCCAGAGGUUCUAUCCAGGGCAAGCACCUUCCUCAGCGGAGGCCUUUGCAGAACGUGUCCUUCAAGCUACAACCCAAAUCAGUCCUGCCCAGGUGCAGGGCUACUUCAUGCUGUAUAAAAAUGACCCUGCAGGGGCAAUUCACAAUGCUGAGUCCCUAAGGAGGUGACAGCUAGGCUGUGCUCAGCAGUCCUCCCCUAGAGGAUCAAUAAACAUUUGCCUCACGA